AUGAUCAAGCGCGCGAUCCUUGCGUGGGAACGUAUCACGCCUGAUCAGAACUUUCCACACUUGAACGCCGGGAUGUCGACCCUGCCCCCGGAGAAGAAGCGACCGGCCGACGGCUCUCCGAACGUAUCCCCGGACGCCGACCAACUCGCGUUGCGCUCGCCACCGAAGAAACCAACUGCAAAGUCGGAAGGUGUCAAGCUCGCACGCGAAGUGAUCGACUUGACGGGUUACGAUUUGGAAGACGAGACGUCCGGGACUGGGGUGGUGCGAAACCUAGCGGAAUCUUUCGAAAUCAGGGAAUUAGGCCCCCUAGUCCAAGGGGCUCCCUACGAUCGGAAGAUUGAAGAAAUCCGAGACCAGCGUCCAUGGGAGGAGGAUGUGAAACCCCUCCCGGUCGAAGGCGCCAUCGUGUUGAGGACGGCCGGAGAGGUGUCGCAGAAGUUUGCGACCAUCGUUCAUGACGUGGAGCUCCAGCAGAAAGCGGAGGCUCUGCGGUUUUUACAGCGGUACAACGAGGAUCAGUUGCGACUCCUGGAUGCCCAAGAGUCCCGUAUGGUGGCGGUAGCCGACGCCCUCCUGACCGCGGUGACCGUGAACGAAUCUCGUCGACAGGACGAGUUCCUUGCCGCCCGGGAGUCGCUCCAAAACAGAUACCUACUCGAACUGGAGUCGUACCGAUGCGCCAUGCAACGGGACGCUGAGAUAGAAGUCCGGGACGAAGUCCAAUCCCGGAUGGACGAGUGUCAAGGGAGAUGGGACAAAUGGUUCCGGGAGUACCAAGAAUCUCAAGAAGGGACCGUGAAAUUGCGGCGAUACAACGGGACUGUAGUGUUGGCAGUCCAGGACGACGCCUACCGGUCGGCGUGUAUUCGCCAAGAACGGGUCGAGGUUCUAGAACGCCAGCACCGGGACGAUGUGCAAGCGCUCCAAGCUCAAACGUCGCAGGAGCAGCAGUCUCUCCUGACGGAGUAUAGCAAGAGAGAAGUGCUUCGCGCGGCGGAAAACACAGAGCUGGUGAAGAAGAAGGACCUCGAGCUGAAGGCGUUGCGUCAGGAAGUGAUGCGCCACGAGAGUCAACUGGAGAAGGCGAAGUCUACGACCCUGGAGUGGCGAAAACUGGCCGAAGAGAGAGACCGGGUCUGCCCCAACUGCGUCUGGUUGGAACAGGACGUUCUGAACCUCACGGCCCAAUUGGAACGGUCCACGGCUGCCCGCGCCGAGGCGGAGUCUAGCCGACAACGGGAGGUCGAGUCCCUGAAGAUCGAAUGCCAUGGCUUGACGAAGGCCCUCGCCGAAAGCCAGGACGUGGUGAGAGAGCUGGAAAUGGAACUUGACUCAUUGUCCGAAGCGGCCCCGUCCGGGAAUGACCUGGCAGAGAUCCAAGAUGCUAAAGCCCAGUUAUCUUCAGCGCAAGUCGCGUUGGAAGUGGAGCGAGUGGCUUUGGCCAAGUCUGUCCGAACGCUCCGGCUCGACAAAGGAGUAUUGGAGGCGUCCAAGAAGCUCUUCCGGGAACAGGAAGCCAAGGGCGAAACCGACCGACGAAGCCAAGAACAGGCCCUGGUGGAACUACGGAGUGAACUGGAGAAGACGCAAGCUCGCCAAAGAGCCGAAAGACGGGAGUUGGAAGAACUCCGGGCUCGCACCAACCGAACCAGUCCUCUUAUGACUUACCCUUCUCUGGAUCCCAAGUUGGCCCAGUACGGGAUAACCUUGGCCACUCCUCCGGUCUCCUUUGCGACUCCAGUCGGUACGCCGAUCUAUGACACCAACCCCGCAUUUUCGUCCGUCGGCAUGAGCAAGUGCUCGCAUCCCGUGAUUAGUGUUCCGAAGGAUGACGGCCCGACUCCCGCGCCUGGUCAUAAGAGAUUGAACCGAGACCUUCACGACACCGUAGUCUAUGGAGCCGAAAUCCCUGCACCUCCGGUCCCGUUUUCACCUCCUCUGCGGUCGAAUCCUGCCGAAGACGUCUGGGAGGCGCGAUGGCCGGUGGCUACGGUGGGGGGUAUGGGGGAGACCCUUCUCCCGAUCGCGGUGGAAACGGAGGUCCUGGAGGAAGAGACCUUCCCGGAGGGCCCGUCCAACGACCCUCCCCGAGGAGGAGGCUAUGGAAACGAACCCCCGCCGUACUUCCCUGCUACGCCUCAUGGGGUUGGCGCUGACCGAAACCUCAACCGCCUGGCCUUCGCCGACGCCAGGAAGUACGCGCCUAAGCUGGAUUGCGUUGAUCGGGACGAGUACGACAUCACGGACGCUCAAGUGGUUCGGAUCUUUGACGACCGCCUGACGUCGUGCGGCGUGCGCUUGGUGCAGGAUUGUGAAGCGUUCCGACAUGAAUUCAUCGCGAAGACACUAAAUCGGAAGGUGGCAGACAUCACCGACUACUCCAAGCGCCGCCCGUCCGAAACGUACUACGCAGAUCAGUACCUUGACCUCACUGAGGAAAUCAUCGACUACGUCAGCAGUCAAGGGGUGACGCUGGCAGUCGCCGCGUGUGAAGCGUGCAGACUCAACCCUGGUACGAACCGGUGGGAACUCCUAGUUCGAUGGAAAGGCCAUGAAGCCAUUGAAUUCAGUUGGGAGCCACUCCAAGUGAUGUACAGAGAAGUACCUCUCCUUGUGAGGCAAUUCAUCGAAGACCUUGAAGAUGCCGGUCAGCGUAAAAAACUGACCGAGGCGGUCGCAUUGCUGUAGUUACCUGAUGCCGAGGUGUUGCGCCACAUGGCCCGCCGGAGCUAGGGGCAAAAUACUCAGGAUGCGACUGCUGGGCCUGGGCAUGGUGGGGGGAGUGUUGCGUGCGACUGAUCAGGAUGGGUCUGCCCAGGGCCCAGAGUACGCAACAUU
Aphanomyces invadans is the source of this 2841-nucleotide messenger RNA. RefSeq lists its product as hypothetical. The record is from RefSeq and is a predicted model, not a curated record. NCBI's taxonomy places the organism in Eukaryota, Oomycota, Saprolegniomycetes, Saprolegniales, Verrucalvaceae. The transcript has 9 exons. Bases 1 to 2691 code for a protein of 896 amino acids.